AUGUCUUUGAAUCAAAACUUACAAAAUUCUGCACCUACCUCUAAUACACUUCCUCGUCCAGACGAGAGUUUUGUAAUUGAAUUGAGUUCCGAUUUCAAUAAAGAAACCAGUGCUGAAGGAACUGAAGAACUAUUUUUCAAUACUGGAACUGGUAUUAGUACAAUCAAACGGCACUUCGAAAGUAACCAUAAAUCCGAAUACCAUCAAUUGCUUCAGUUGUCACCUCCACGAGCUGUAGAAUAUUAUGGUGUUCGUGAUGAAAAAAAAAUAAAAAGAUUGAAUGGAAGAAAAAUUUUGUCGAUGACCGCUGACAAUGCUAGUAACAUGGAUGCCUGUGGUGAACAUCUUGCUAGUAUGUUAGAAUAUCACUAUGAUAACAACGCUUUUUGCAGGUUGCGAUGUGCCGCCCAUAUACUUAAUCUCGCUGUCGUUAAUGGUCUUUCUAUGAUUGAUGAGUCAACAAAAAAAGCACGAAAUUUCUCAAGCCAUAUUCGUCGCUCCCAACCCUGCCUAGAAGAAUUAAAAAAAAUUUUCGCGAUGAAGAACCAACCAGUUUUAAUGCCUGAGCUCGACUGUGAAACCAGAUGGAAUUCGUUGUACUUGAUGUUAAGUAAACUAUAUAAAAUAAAAGAUAUGACGGAUAUAUUAGUGGUUUCAAUGCCACAGCUUAAACAACAAUACAUGACUAUUCAAGAUUGGAAUAAUAUUCAAAUCGUAAUAACUCUGUUGGAACCCAUUUAUGAAGCUACCAAGUUACUUUCUUCGUCGACCCACCCGACUAUUGGAGAUGUGCGCACAGUUUUUUUUGUAAUUGUUACACACCUUACUGAAGCUAAAAGAGAAAUAAAUUCAACAAAAUCACGAAUAUCAGAAAAAAUUCUUGAAAAACUUGAUAAAUAUUGGAACGAAUUACAAUCCUCCCUUCCAGAAGCGGUGUUACUUGACCCAUCAUCCAAAUUUUCUACUUUUUAUUCUAGCUAUGAAAGAAAUUAUGUGCGUCAAAUAAUUAAUAAAACUUAUAAAAACUACGCCCCUUCUGAUAAUGGAACGACUAAUCAGAUCCCAUGCUUAAGUCAGUUCAGCUCAGCUCGCGAUUACUUUCGAAAUCAGCUAAAACGAACUUAUGAUGAUAUGUCAGUUAGUUGUAAUGUAUUAGAUGAAUACUUAAAUAUGCCCGAUGAAAAUGUAGAUACUCUUGCAUUUUGGAAAUCAAAAUCUUCAAAUAUAAAGUGGGUACCUCUUGUUAAAAUGGCUCGGGACUACCUGGUUGCUCAGGCAACCAGUGUCCCGAGCGAACAGGCCUUUUCCCUUGCAAAACAUACAAUAAAUGCAGUACGAAACCGGUUGGAAGAUGAAAAG
Molecule: messenger RNA, 1359 nt
Organism: Ambispora leptoticha
Lineage: Eukaryota; Fungi; Glomeromycota; Glomeromycetes; Archaeosporales; Ambisporaceae
Source: the annotation of a GenBank genome assembly